GAUCUUCGCGUCGACUAUUUCACAUACCGUUUUGACGGCGAAUCUUCCUGUUUCAACACUAUGGACAAAGAUGAUAUUCUGAAAUGUUCGCAAACACCUGAUUGCAUUCAGCCACAGCGGUCUGGUCCGUUGGAAAUCAAGGCGGGUGGACUGGAUGAGGUGGAAAUCGUUUGUGCUCGUAAGACGACCUGUGAAUAUGAUCCAAUUUGUCGCGCUUGGUGUCUCGACCGUUCUGACUUCGUUGUGCACUUUCCUCCAGAUGAAACCUACGAAGGUGAUAUAACAAUGAUAAACGCGGUGUAUCCCAGACCUGAGGGAGUCGACCUGUCCUACGUGUAUUGCUCGACCUAUAACUCCUUCCUCUCUUAUGCCAUUGAUUGGGCUAAUUCAGGUAAGUUGUCUUCAGCUCAAUCAUGCACCUGCUGUUUCGGCUUGAGUCAUAGCGCCCGCAAGUGCACACUGCAUUCAGAUGAUGCUUCACUGUGUCACCUUGGUGAUGCAUGCAGUCAAACUUUCUUGCUGAUGUCAUGGGUGGACAGACUAGUCAUUGAAAUGAUGCCGUUGCUGGCCUUCAGCAAAGCUGACAGGUGGAUUGCAUGA
Mesocestoides corti is the source of this 600-nucleotide messenger RNA. The record is from the annotation of a GenBank genome assembly. Lineage: Eukaryota; Metazoa; Platyhelminthes; Cestoda; Cyclophyllidea; Mesocestoididae.